GCAGUCAGUCGCUCUCAGCUACGACAUGCAUAACGCAUGAGAGCCCGAGCGAGAUCUUUCUAACCCGUCUCUCCUCCGUCGCCAUACACACAUACACAUACACAUACACACUCACAUACAUACACUCUCGCUCUCUCUCUCUCUCUUUCUCUUUUUCCUUAUACUCUCUCACCUACACGCUGUUCCACGCAUACACGUAUACCGUAUGUAUACGCACACGUACACUCAUGUAAAGAGAGGGACAUCUACCACUAGAAGGAACACAUACGCACGACAUCAUAUACCUACUCUACUCCCGCCGAGUCGAGUCUCUUCCGUUCCGCGAUUACCGUCGUACGUCCCUUUACGCUGAGCCGGUCGGUCGGUCGCUCGCUGCUCGGUCGUCGGUCCGCGGUGGCAACCCCCGAGUGCAGUUGCGUCGUGCAUCGUCGUCGUCGGUACGCGUUCACCACGUCGGGGCCACAGACACGACGCCAGUGCGGAGUAAUCCUCGCAUCGCCGUAGACAUCGCCGUUGCCGUCGACGUCGAGACAAGAUUAGUGAUUACUCGACAAGUUCGAAUCCCCACCAGGGAUGUGUGACCUCAGCUGAAUCGAUAUCCUCGUCGCGAGUGACUUCCCGACUCGACUCGAGGAUUGGCCAGUACAUAGCUAGGAAGCCAGCUUUCGUUUCACGUGUGAUUUUUGUGCGGGAACGAGUGACCGCAACAAGGUUGUCGACAGAGAGAGAGCGAGAGAAAGAAUCAAAUUCCGGAGCGCCGCGACAGAGCGGUGCUCCGAUCUGGAGACGCGUUUUUCCUCCGCGGGGACCCACCCCGCCGGAGUGAACGGGAGAAACGGUAUACACCGACAAUCAUCUCUCACCGCGAAUACGUCGAUGUUUCCGUAUUAUUGCAUACAUGACACUUUUGAGAAACUAUGGACGAAACUUUAUCACGAACGACGACCAGCUUCGUCUGGUCUCCGGUGUGUCGACGCGAACUGUGGAUUGUGCGACGAGUGAUCAGUGAUUACUAAGAGAUCUGUUUUUCCAAGAUCGUCGCUUUUCGUGAGGUGACUAGACAUAUGACUGACAUAUAGCUGCAUCUACGAUCCUGCGAGGAGAAGAAUCUCCGAUAAUCUCAACCCGUUCUCGUAGGAGUUUUCUCUUCACCGUGUUAUAAAAUCUUCAUUUUUCCAUCUAUCGUGAAAAACAAGAGUUCAGAAGAUUAUUUGCGAAAGGGGUGCGAAGAAAAAUCGUACCCCGUGGACGUUCCACGGUGGGGAACCCCACAUCGAGAGGGUUUCGCGAAGCCUCUCGACAAGCAGGAAGUAGAUGGCCGCUACUACGUACAUGCCGGUUAGUAGCGCAGUGUCUACCGACCUGGAUGGUGGUUCGGGUACAACGAUCGGGAUGAACAUCGCCGUGAGUGGCUAUUCCUCGGGUUCGCCUCGCAGCGCCGCCGACGCUGGCGAGAUGAAGUACAUGCCGGCUCCGCAGCAUCAUCAUCACCAUCACCAUCAUCAUCAGAUGACGUCUUCGCCGUCGCCAAACGGACUUUCCCAUCCUGCGAGUCUCUCGUCGGCGAAUCCAUGGGUGAGCCUACAGCCCGGUAGCGAUCCUUGGGCGGCUUCGAUGGGCAUGGCGCAUCACACUAGCCAUCAUCCUCAUCAUCAUCCCCAUCAGGCAAACACGAGCCUCGAUGUGAAGCCGUUGACCGCGGCAGCCGCGGCGAACGCGACGGACCAGGGUAUGCAUCAUCGUGCCCCGCACCAGUCUCCGGGCAUGGCCUCGCCGCAUUCUUGGCACGCACCGGUCGUCCCGUCGGCGCACUACAACCCUAGCGGUGGCGCGGCCUCGCCCACCACCCUCCAACAAUACCAUGCAGCGAUGAACGGUAUGCUGCAUCAGCAUCCGCAUCAGCAUCCACAUCAGCUGCACAAUCAUCAAACCGGUCUACCUCACCACUUGAGGGACGCGCACAAUCAUAGUCCACCGUCGGGGCAUCCUUUGCACGCGGGCCAUCCUCUCGAUAGGGAUCACAGCGCUGGCGAGGAGGACACGCCGACGUCGGACGACCUCGAGGCCUUCGCCAAGCAGUUUAAGCAACGGCGCAUCAAACUCGGCUUCACCCAGGCGGACGUCGGUCUCGCGCUCGGUACUCUCUACGGCAACGUCUUCUCGCAGACAACAAUAUGCAGGUUCGAGGCUCUACAGUUGAGCUUCAAAAAUAUGUGCAAGCUGAAGCCGCUGCUGCAGAAGUGGCUCGAGGAGGCGGACUCGACGACCGGCUCGCCGACGAGCAUCGACAAGAUCGCCGCUCAGGGUAGAAAGCGAAAGAAGAGGACGUCGAUCGAAGUGUCGGUGAAGGGUGCGCUCGAGCAACAUUUUCACAAGCAACCAAAACCAUCGGCCCAGGAGAUCACGUCGCUGGCGGACUCGUUGCAACUAGAGAAGGAAGUGGUUAGGGUGUGGUUCUGCAAUCGGCGACAAAAGGAAAAGAGAAUGACGCCGCCCAAUACACUCGGCGACGGCAUGAUGGAGGGUAUGCCACCGGGCCACCAAAGCCAAGGCGGUCUUCAUCAGGGUUAUCAUCCGCAGGAUCAUCUGCACGGUUCGCCCAUGGGUCAUAGCCACAGUCCGCCGAUGCUCAGCCCUCAGGCCCUUACGGCCCACUCGCUUGCGGCUCACUAGCGUUCGCCGGGGCCUCCCCCGUUGGGCCUCGCGGUAACCUCACAGAACUCGGCAAACGUGUCGUCGACGGCGGAAACGACGACUCUGCCGCCGUUCUAUCAUCACUACCUUCAGGCACGCACCGGCAGUUACACGACCUCGUAGCUGACCGACUCACGGCGCCCUUUCUAUCUAUCGGACGGCGGCGCUCGUUACCGAGACGAGGGUACGGAAUGGUGGCUCGUCCAACGAGGUUCAACGGGGUUUAACGAGGCCGAGACCGGUCCAUCGGGGAGGCUGAGGAGCUGACGCGCACGGUCGGUGAUUUUUUGUCGACCUUGACCGCGCGCAUAGACCCGGAGAGAGAGAGAAAGAGAGAGAGAGAGAGAGAGAGAGAAAGCUGUGGACGGAACAGACAGAAUAAGAGAAAUACGGAAUAAGAGAGAAUGCCGUGACUGUCGCGGCCGUCGGCGAACAUCGGUGAUCGGUUUUACGCCCGAGUUCUACAAAAUAUCUUCAUCUCUGAAGUAUCAUCGCCUUGCCGUCAUCGUCAUCGUCAUCUUACACCGUUCUACGCACGACUUCAGCUAUUUUUUUUUCCAUCGACCGAUGUUUCGGUGAUAAGUGAAAUAUCUCUCUCGUGUUUUCCGCGACGCGACACUAAAGGAGAUCCAGUAGCGUUCCUCUCAAAGGGUACCAUUGACGGACGUGGUAAUGACGUUCCUCCUUCGCGCGGCCAGGUCGGGGCCCGUUCGUCCGUUCGUGGAAUCCGAGCUGGAUCGCGGACCUUGUUGGCUGUUUGCUGUUGUUGUUGUUGUUGUUUCAUCGUCAUCGGUGAGCGAAAGUGGUUAACUCAGCGGUCUCCGAUGAGGACGCGAAAAAGGAUGGUUUAAUAACGAGGUGCGCGGACGCAAGAUGAACUCGGGCGAGGGUGCGGUUAAAAAGAACGGAGGUGUUUUCUCUCUCUCGCCCGCGAACGAAGCGAGAAUAUCGGACACGAAACACGGAUCGCAAGGGUGUUUUUUUCGCGUGCGCGUGCGAUUUUCCCUUAUCUCCCACGGGGUCCGAAAUUUGCGGCGGACGAACGGGCGUCAAGAAAAGAACAUACGUAAAGAGCGAGUGCUGUGUUCGCGCGGGAUUUGCUCGGAGCAAACCCGGCGGAUGAUGUAACAUAAGUAAAUAUGGACUGUAAAUAAUGUACUAGAUAAAGCUAGUAAGUUAAGUGAGAGAGAGCAUGAAUCGUCGUCGUCACCGUCGUCGUCGACAACGAGCGAAAAAACAGACGCGGGAGCUGGAAUAAACGGAGGAAGGAGAUAUAAAGAGAGAUGAGAGGAGGGAGAGAGACAAGGAAUAUGCAGCGCGACAAAGUAAAAAAAA
Molecule: messenger RNA, 4029 nt
Organism: Solenopsis invicta (red fire ant)
Lineage: Eukaryota; Metazoa; Arthropoda; Insecta; Hymenoptera; Formicidae
Gene: vvl
Product: POU domain protein CF1A
Exons: 1
Coding region: 1315-2673 (452 amino acids)
Biological process (GO): brain development; regulation of transcription by RNA polymerase II
Cellular component (GO): nucleus
Molecular function (GO): DNA-binding transcription factor activity, RNA polymerase II-specific; RNA polymerase II cis-regulatory region sequence-specific DNA binding
Source: RefSeq, a predicted model, not a curated record